GAAGAACAUUAAUUUUUAGAUACUCAUAUAAAGGAGGAACGGGCGGUAAUCAAUCCCCUGGGAUCCAUAUCAUAUUCCCACACCCUGUCCGUUCUCGUUUCUUUCUUCCUCUCUCCAACAUUCCAAGUCAAUCUAUCUAUAUAUGUAUACAUACGACGUGUAUAUAUCGGCAUUGCUUGACCAAGAGCGAUACGUUUCACAUCAUUCCGCCUAGUCAAAUACCACUACUUACGCUGAAAUCCACACCUACACCUAUCUACCGUCAUUCACAUUUCUUGUCGAUCAACGAUAUCAGCCACCAUGUCCCAACCGCGGUCCAUCGCCUUCCUCGGCGCCACAGGCGGCAGCGGCCGUUCGACGCUCCGCCACGCCCUCGCCGCCGGGGUAACCUGCACCGCCCUCUGCCGCACCCCAUCGAAGCUGGCCGCCGACUUCCCCGCGUCGUCGCACCCCCGCCUGACGAUCCGGGAGGGCAACGCGCACUCGGUAGACGACGUGUCAGCGGUGCUCGUGGACCCCUCGGACCCGACGCGGCUGGUGGACGCCGUGUCGUUCAGCAUCGGCGGGGCGUUCGACUUCUCGCGCAUGGCGAUCCCGGACCGCGACGUGUGCAACAAGGCGCUGACGGCGCUGCUGGAGGCGCUGCGCGGGUUGCGGGCGCGGGGGGUCGUCGGGCGGCCGCGCCUCAGCGUCGUGUCGACCAACGGCAUCGCGGACCGCCGCGACUUCCCGCUGCUCGCGUACCCGCUGUACCACUACAUGCUCAAGAUCCCGCACGACGAUAAGCGGGUCAUGGAGGACGCGCUGUUCAGGGAGGCGGCGCGCGGGGAGGGGGAGGAGGGGGAGGAGGAGGGCGAGGCGUGGACGAUUGUGCGGCCUAGCUUACUCACGGAUGGGGCGCUGUCGGGGAAGACUAUCCGAUGUAGUGUCAAUGAUCCUAUUGCCCGCACUUGGGAUAACGAUGUGGUCGGGUGGACUAUUUCUCGGGAGGAUGUCGGGAAGUGGAUGUGGGAGAACGUUUUGCGGGAUGGGAAAUAUCUCUACAAGGCGGUCUCCAUCACGUAUUGAUUUUUGUUCACAGUAGGGGAGAGUAUGGGCAGGGAAGGGAAGGACGAAACACUGUCGCGAUGAUCCAGCUUGGAGUUGAGCGUGUUGGAACUCGCUCGGGACUCGUUAUAUAUGUGUAUAUACUAUUCUCAUACUCCGUCUCAACGAGGACCUCACAUCUACUCAUGCAGCUUCUAAGCAGCUUUAUUUGCC
Messenger RNA from Sodiomyces alkalinus F11, 1260 nucleotides. Its product is annotated as NAD(P)-binding protein. The transcript has a single exon. Lineage: Eukaryota; Fungi; Ascomycota; Sordariomycetes; Glomerellales; Plectosphaerellaceae. The record is from RefSeq and is a predicted model, not a curated record. Bases 301 to 1068 code for a protein of 255 amino acids.